AUGAGCAAGCCUACGGCGCCCAAACCCACUGCUCCAGCCGGGGGUUCUGCUUGGCGCUAUUAUGCCUCCACGGAGGUGUUGGGCGCGGAAGGGGCGGCUGGUCUUGUUGGCAUCUUUGCGCCCAGCUCGAAGCCAGGGGAGGUCAUUGACCCGGAGCUUUUGGAGGCAGAAUCCAAAGAGGCCAAGGCUCGGAAAUUUGGAGGCGGCGGACUAUCAUGGGAUGUUCCAGGGGUUCCUCCUCCAGACUUUUUCAUCGAAUCUGAUGAGCCUGGGACGCUCUGUCGUGCGCAACUCUCAGUGUUCAGCAAGGGCAUCAAGGAAUCCGCCUUCUCACGCGUUCAGCGCUGCCUCCCAUGGCCCCGGUGGGCGCGCUUGAAAGCGGCUGAAGCCAGCUGUAAGGGAUGA
This is a messenger RNA of Durusdinium trenchii, 405 nucleotides long. NCBI's taxonomy places the organism in Eukaryota, Dinophyceae, Suessiales, Symbiodiniaceae. The record is from the annotation of a GenBank genome assembly.